AUGUAAAUAUAAUAAAUCUAAAAUAAAACAAAGAUAUAUUUAUUCGGUAAGUUAUUAUUUUUAACAAAUGAUCCAUAUUCAACAAUAUAAUAUCUAAGAUAAGGAAGAUUUCAAGGUAAAAUUCCUAGAUAUGUUACUUUCGAAGUUUAAGGAUAAUGGAAUGAAAUUUUAAUUUAUGGAGAUAGUGGAAGAAUGAUAAGACCUUUAUUUGUAAUUGAAACUAAAGAUUAAAAUAAUUAAAUAUUCUAAGAAAUAAAAGAUUAAAAUUAAAUAUAUGAUUAAUUAAUUGUUAAAAAGAAAAUAUAAACUUGGGAAUAAUUUUUAUCUGAAUUUCCUUAAAGUAUAGAAUGGUGCGAUAUUUAAGAAAUAAGUAAUAAAUUAGUUUCACCAAGUGCUCAAAUAUUAGAAUAUAAUAACUUUUUAAGAAAUAGUAGAAUUAAUGGAUAAUAAAAAAAUAUAUCAUUAUAAGAAAAAAACAGAUAUGUAGGAGUAUAUUUAAAUUUUGAUUUGAUGGAAAUUCAUCCUAUAAAUGUUUUAGGUAUAAAUCCUUCGACUAUUCCUUAUCCUCAUUGUAAUUAUGCACCUAGAAAUAUUUUUGCUUUUGUUCAGAUGAAGAGAAGUGUUUAAAAACCAUAUAGUGAUAAUGAUUUGAGAUCUGAUAUAAAUUAAUAUCUUAUUUUAGGUUCUGCUCCUUUAGUUUAAACAAUGACAACAAAUAUGAUAAAUACAAAUGAAAAGUUUAACGGUACAAAUGUAUGUAUUGCAGUAUUGUAAGAACAUGGAUAUUAACAAGAAGAUUCUAUUACAAUUUCAUCCAGAUUAGCAAAAUCUAUGUAUUUAUAAUGUAAGAAUGGAGAUGUUAAAAAUUUCUAACAUGAUUUAAAUUAUGAAAAAUUAGAUGAAAAUGGAUUAAUUAGAGAAGGUUCAGUUGUAAGAAAAGGUGAUAUUGUUAUAGGUAAAAUAUUAAUUUUAAAUCAAGAAGAUUAAAUAAUUGAUAGGUCUAUAAAGUUUGAAUAUGAAGAAGGAAUAAUUUUAAAAGUGAAAUAAAUUAAUGUUGAUGGAUAAUAAAAAAUUAUAAUAAGAUUUAUUAUUCCAUUAUAUCCUUAAAUUGGUGAUAAAUAUGCUGCAAGAUGCGGAUAGAAGGGAACAAUUGGAACAAUUAGAGAUGAAAAUUAAAUGCCAUAUACAAAUGAUGGUACACCAAUUGAUAUUAUAAUUAAUCCUUGUUCAUUUUCAACCAGAAUGACAAUAGGUAUGAAUAUUGAAUAAUAUACUUCUUAUCUUGUGUUAUUAACUGGAUUGUUUUUGGAUUCUUCAAUGUUUUGCGAUAAAAAGAUUUAUUAUCCUUUAACUGGAGAAUUUAUUGGAUAUGCUCAAGUUGGAUUUGUAUUUUAUGCUGCUCAAGAAUAGAAAGCGUUUAGUAAACUUUAUGCUGUAGGAUUUAAUGAAGCUUAUAGAAACUAAGUAUUUUAACCUAGAGAUGGUGCAAAGAAUAAUGGAGGUUCGAGAUUGGGUGAAAUGGAAAUGGCUGCAUUUUUAUCUGCAGGUACAACAAAUGUAAUAAAAUAAUUCGCAUGGUAGCACUCAGAUGGUUUUGUUGUUGAUAUAUGUUCUCAUUGUGGUUUAUAUGCGCAUAGAGAUUAGAAUUAAUAAAAAUAUUAUUGUAAAAAUUGUAACGGUAAAAGUGAAGUUGUUAAAACAUAAAUAUAAUAUUCAUCGAAACACUUUAAGGAUUUAUUGAAUUCUUUGGGUAUGUCUAUUUAUUUCAAACCAAAAUAGAAUAUAUGA
Tetrahymena thermophila SB210 is the source of this 1788-nucleotide messenger RNA. Its product is annotated as DNA-directed RNA polymerase, beta subunit. The transcript is spliced from 3 exons. Lineage: Eukaryota; Ciliophora; Oligohymenophorea; Hymenostomatida; Tetrahymenidae. The record is from RefSeq and is a predicted model, not a curated record. Gene Ontology annotation, molecular function: DNA-directed RNA polymerase activity; DNA binding; ribonucleoside binding. Gene Ontology annotation, biological process: DNA-templated transcription.